CGCCCCUCCUCAAAGAGUGGGGCUGUGAGUCUGACGUCACGUCAAGUUCAUUCGGUGAAAAAAAGAUGGCGGAGGAGACGGAGUCAGGAGACAGCGGGUCCUGGUGGAUUUCCAGUUGGUUGCCAGCAUGGUGCCCUACUUCUCUCACACUUCUGAAGAAUGCUGAGGAUAAAAUGCUUCAGUGUAUUACAAGCUCAUUUUUGAAACAAUACAUCCUUAUGUCCAAUGGGAACAAAUUAUGGACACUGAUAUUUAAUGGGGACAUUGCCAAUAAAACUCCACUUAUUCUUAUUCAUGGGUUCGGCGGAGGAUUGGCCCUGUGGGCGUUAAACUUUGAUGCCCUUUGUCAACAAAGGACAGUUUAUGCUUUUGACCUGCUAGGAUUUGGAAGGAGCAGUCGACCAAAUUUCAGUGCUGAUGCCGAAGAGGCAGAAAACCAGUUUGUUGAAUCAAUAGAAGAAUGGAGGGCAAAGGUGGGUGUGGAGAUGAUGAUCAUCCUUGGGCACAACUUAGGCGGAUACUUGGCAGCAGCCUAUACAUUGAAAUACCCAACAAGGGUAAAGCACCUGAUUUUAGUGGAGCCAUGGGGUUUUCCCGAGAGACCUAACAACGCUGAUCUGGACAGACCAAUCCCAAUCUGGAUUAAAGCCCUGGGAGCAAUGCUGAGUCCCUUCAACCCACUGGCUGGUUUGAGACUGGCUGGUCCACUAGGUCCUAGUUUGGUGCAGAGGUUGAGACCGGAUUUCAAAAGAAAAUAUUCUUCUUUGUUUGAUGACAACACGGUGACCGAAUAUAUUUACCACUGCAAUGUACAGAAACCAAGUGGGGAAACUGCUUUUAGGAAUAUGACCAUUCCAUAUGGGUGGGCAAAGCGACCCAUGCUGCAGAGAAUUGGUCUUGUUCAAGCAGACAUCCCCAUUACUGUGAUUUAUGGAGCUCGCUCUUACAUUGAUGGUAACUCUGGAAAUGAAGUCAAAGAACUAAGGCCAAACUCUCAUGUGGAGACAAUAGCAAUUCGAGGAGCUGGUCAUUACGUGUAUGCAGAUCAGCCCGAAGACUUCAAUCAUAAAGUCAUUGAGAUCUGUAACACGGUAGACUGAGGCUGCUGUGCCUGGGAGCAAACCUGCAAUAAUUGUCACUUUUUAUCACUGAGAACUCAUCAGCAUUACUACUGUGAAGACACUCACAAGGACUUAUGCCACAAAAGAAAAAAGACUUGGAGAAUAAGCUGUAUUGCACUUUUACCAGGAAACUAACUUAUAUCCUCAAAUGGGAUAGUGCCUUUGCUAUGCAGUGUUUUAAAUCCAACAAUUUUUAUUCAUCAUUCUUAGCUCUUAUUUGGAACAAAGACGUGCUGCUUUUUUAUUUUUUGUUUGUUUUAUUAAGUGAUAUUACUAUUUAACAUUCACGGCGUUUUAUCUAGCAGUUCCUUAAGCCGCAACUGAUAAAUGGUGCUUUCAUUAGCAAUGAAUAUUUCAGUAAUAUUACAUAUCGUUUAAUAAGUAUCACAUUUGCAUUAUAGGAAAUCCGCAAACUGGAAUGUUUACAAAUCUGAAAAUUUACAAAUAAGAGAAUGAAAAGCCACAAAAUAUAUUUUUUUAGAUGUCUUACUGACAACAUUCAUACACUCAUGCAUCAUGGGCCAUGCUCAAUCUCCGCAGCAUUGUACAGUUGUAUAAUUUAAAAAUUUAAAAAAAAGAAAAUAGUGUUAUAUUUAUGUUUAUCCUGUAGUGGUUUGCUGAGCACCGUUUAAAAAUAGAUGUUUUAAUGGUUCGCUUGCCACCGGUGGAUAGUCGAGAAUUGUGUCACUUUAGCCCAGAUUGUAUGUUCUUGUAAGUAAAAGCUGCCUAUUCAGGGCAAUGUUUAAUAUGACUUAUAUUUUAAUGAAUAAUGUUCAAAGAUUGUACAGCGUAGAACAAUCGAAUGUCAGAUAUAAGAAAAAGUAUGUUUUACAAUGUGUUGAUUACAUUUUGACCUAAUUUUUGUUCUGUAUUUUAAUUAAUUAGGCGUUUCCUUUAACAUAUCGGUGUUUCCUAUCACAUUUGUCCGUUCCUGCACCACGCCAAAAUAAUGGGGAAAACCUGAAGCACUGUUCUAGUGCCAUUUCUUCACUUCCAUACUAGUCAGGGCUCUUGCUGACUUUUUUCUCUCACAUCCUUAGUGAGACUUUGGUGGUCUUUGACCUCAGGCUACUGUGAUGCUCAAAACAGAUGGCUAGUCCUGGCUAAAUAAUCGCAUUGUCCCCAUGUAAAAGGUAGGAUUUCAAAUUGUUCACAUUUUAUUUUAGUUUCUCAUUUGUUCAUCUUAUUCACUUUCAAUCAAAAACCAGCCAAGGAGGUAUAUUUUUUUAUUCCAGAUUAAAAUAAAGUAUCCUUACAAAAAAUAAAACAAAAUGAACACUUAUUUGUGAAAUUACAAAUUCUGAGGAAAAACUCAGCCUAAAGCCUUAUACUUGUGCCAACAAUCUAUCAUUGUCCCAAAAUGUAAGAAUAUUAGUUGUCUCUGUAAGGAUUUUGUAGUUAGAAUUCUCAGAAUGCAGUGAUUUUUAUAUAAAAAUGUAUAAUGUUUAUCAGUUUUAUUCCAUGUUUACAGUCUAGAUGUAAAAUGAAUAUGGACUAAAGUGCAAGAUGGGAAGGCCAUUUAAAAUCAAGGAAUUGAGGUAAUUGAAUUUAAAAUAAGCAGGUUUUGCAUACUUAUGUAUACUGUACAUAAACACACAUACAAAAAACACAAAGCAACAUUUGCUUUUCCUUUUCAUACAGCACACUGUAUAACCACGAAGAGGCUAUGCAUUGUGUUCAGGCACUGUAGAACAGUGGUGGUCUGUUCCUUUGAUUUUACAAUUGAGCAAAAAGGUUUAAAUCUUGUUCUUACCAUUUAUUUUAAAUUAUCUGUAAAUAAAAGUGCUAUUUAAUUUA
This is a messenger RNA of Polypterus senegalus (gray bichir), 2918 nucleotides long. RefSeq names its product abhydrolase domain containing 5a (gene abhd5a). Gene Ontology annotation, biological process: positive regulation of triglyceride catabolic process; negative regulation of triglyceride storage. Gene Ontology annotation, cellular component: lipid droplet. The coding region runs from base 66 to 1100 and encodes 344 amino acids. NCBI's taxonomy places the organism in Eukaryota, Metazoa, Chordata, Cladistia, Polypteriformes, Polypteridae. The transcript has 7 exons. The record is from RefSeq and is a predicted model, not a curated record.